UAUUGAUGUCUGAUACAAUUUCAUUCCAAAGUGCUUUUUGACUAAAUCCAAAUUAGUUGUCCUUUAUAAUAUUAAGAAUCUGUGAACGCCUGCAAUUCAGUGAGACGAUGGUUAGACGAAAAGUUACUCCAAGUCCAUCAAACAAGUCUUCGAAGAAAAGAGCAAAUAAAGACAAUACAACUAUAAUAGUGAGUAAACAUAAACGGAAGAGCCAUGUGCUGCAGGAAAUUAAACAUCUAAGGAGAACCACACACUUUCUCUUACCUAAACUACCUUUUGCACGUAUAGUCAGAGAAAUUAUCGUCGACAUAUUUCCCAGAGAGGAUAUUACCAGGAUACAAGCCACUGCUCUUGAAGCUCUGCAAGAAGCGACUGAAAUGUAUCUUGUGCAAUUCUUUGAAGAUGCAGUAUUGCUGGCAUUACAUGCUAAACGGGUCACUCUUAUGCGAAACGAUAUGAUUUUAAUGCGCAGGCUGAGAGGCCGCAGUGAUAUCAUCAAUAGAUAAGAAUUUUACUUUAUAUAAUUUUAGAUAGUCCAAUGUUUCAAGUACUUUACAAUGUAUUAAGAUAAAACGAAUUCUUUUCCAUUGAAUAAGUUUUUUUCUGAAUAAGAGAUAAUAUUUUUUGCUUUUUUAUAUAAUACAGAUUUGUAUUAACGAAAAUAAAUAGGAUAAGACGGGGCCUAUUUCGUCAAUUUCAAGUAAUAUGAUUUAUAAUGGUAAACAAUAUCUCUUUAUAGUGACGUGCUUAUAAUUAUAUUAUAUAAUUAUGAUUGCUCCUUAAGAGCACAACUUUUAAAUAUUCAAUAUACUGUUCAGAAACAUAAACAUUAUGCAAGAAAUGGAGAAAGCCUCGUUCUAUCAUAUAGAAUUGUACAAAAUUAUGACGAUGUCUCUUUAUGGUUU
Messenger RNA from Trachymyrmex septentrionalis, 905 nucleotides. Its product is annotated as histone H3.3-like. NCBI's taxonomy places the organism in Eukaryota, Metazoa, Arthropoda, Insecta, Hymenoptera, Formicidae. The transcript is spliced from 4 exons. Gene Ontology annotation, cellular component: nucleosome. Bases 108 to 506 code for a protein of 132 amino acids. The record is from RefSeq and is a predicted model, not a curated record. Gene Ontology annotation, molecular function: protein heterodimerization activity; structural constituent of chromatin; DNA binding.